CCUCCUCCUCCUCCUCCUCCUCCUCUCGCUCUGUCAAUCCAUCGAGUGUGUGAGAUCUGUUUAUCUAGCCAGUGAAAUUGAUCAAGAAGCUCCGCCAAUUCUACAGGAUUCGUUCGUGUUUCACAUUCGAGGAGCUGUGAAGAUCUUGAUCUUUCUGAAGGAUAGAGGAUUGAAUUUCACCUAUUUCUCGGUCUUAGGUUCCCGAUCUGAUUCGUUAAGGUUGUAGGAAAAGAGAGGGGGGAAAAGCAAUGGAGAAAUCUUGUACAUUGCUUAUUCACUUCGACAGAGGAACUCCUGCUCUCGCUAAUGAAAUCAAGGAGGCUCUUGAAGGGAACGAUGUUCCAGCUAAGGUCGACGCUAUGAAGAAAGCAGUAAUGCUUUUGCUGAAUGGGGAGACUCUCCCUCAGCUAUUCAUCACUAUUGUACGGUAUGUCUUGCCUUCUGAGGAUCACACGAUCCAGAAACUUUUGCUUCUCUAUUUGGAGAUCAUCGAGAAGACUGAUACGAAGGGAAGAGUUCUCCCUGAGAUGAUUCUAAUAUGCCAGAACUUAAGGAAUAAUCUCCAGCACCCGAACGAAUUCAUCCGUGGUGUAACUCUCAGAUUUCUCUGUCGGUUGAAUGAGACCGAGAUCAUUGAGCCGCUGAUCCCAUCAGUUUUGGCCAAUUUGGAGCAUCGCCACCCCUUCAUUAGGAGGAAUGCAAUCCUUGCAGUCAUGUCAAUCUACAAGCUUCCUCAAGGCGAACAGCUUCUCGUUGAUGCCCCUGAAAUGAUUGAGAAGGUGCUUUCAUCGGAGCAGGAUCAAUCAGCCAAACGAAAUGCCUUCCUUAUGCUCUUUACUUGUGCUCAGGAUCGUGCAAUUAAUUAUCUUCUCACCCAUGUUGAUAGUAUCAAUGAGUGGGGAGAGCUGCUUCAGAUGGUUGUACUGGAGUUGAUCCGCAAGGUCUGCAGAACAAAUCGGGGGGAGAAAGGGAAAUACAUAAAGAUUAUUAUAUCUCUGUUAACUGCUCCAUCCUCUGCUGUUGUUUAUGAAUGUGCUGGGACGCUUGUAUCUCUAUCAUCUGCCCCCACAGCUAUAAGAGCUGCUGCCAACACAUACUGCCAGCUUCUGCUCUCUCAGAGUGACAACAAUGUUAAACUUAUUGUACUUGAUCGCCUCAAUGAGCUCAAAUCUUCUCACAGAGAAAUCAUGGUUGAUGUGAUCAUGGAUGUGCUUAGGGCACUCUCUAGCCCCAACCUAGACAUCCGCAGGAAAACACUCGAUAUCGCUCUUGAACUAAUAACUCCUCGGAAUAUUGAUGAGGUUGUUCUUACUCUGAAGAAGGAAGUUGUGAAGACUCAGAGCACUGAGAUUGAGAAAAAUGGGGAAUACCGGCAAAUGCUAGUUCAAGCCAUACAUACUUGUGCUAUCAAAUUCCCUGAGGUGGCAAGCACUGUGGUUCAUCUGUUGAUGGAUUUCUUGGGAGACAGCAAUGUUGCUUCAGCCAUCGACGUGGUUGUUUUUGUGCGAGAGAUAAUUGAAACUAACCCAAAACUGAGGGUCUCAAUAAUAACAAGGCUCUUGGACACUUUCUACCAGAUCCGUGCUGCCCGAGUUUGUUCGUGUGCUCUUUGGAUCAUCGGUGAAUACUGUCUCUCACUAUCUGAAGUUGAGAGUGGGAUCGCAACUAUUAAUCAGUGUCUUGGAGAUCUGCCGUUCUACACAGUUACAGAAGAAGGAGAAGCUUCAGAUGCUUCUAAACGGCCUCAACAAGUAAACUCUAUUACUGUCUCCUCCAAAAGACCAGCGAUUCUUGCUGAUGGGACCUAUGCUACCCAGAGUGCUGCCUCAGAAACUGCUCUUUCCACUCCCACCCUUGUUCAGGGGACUUUGGCUUCACCUGGGAACUUGAGAUCCCUGAUUCUGACCGGUGACUUUUUCCUCGGGGCAGUGGUUUCUUGCACUCUAACUAAGCUGAUUCUGAGAUUGGAAGAGGUCCAGCCAUCAAAAGUUGAAGUGAACAAAGCUAGCACUCAGGCCUUGCUGAUUAUGGUUUCUCUGCUGCAAUUGGGGCAGUCUUCAGUUCUUUCUCACCCUAUUGAUAAUGAUUCAUAUGACAGAAUUGUUCUUUGCAUAAGAUUGCUUUCCAAUACAGGUGACGAGAUUAGGAAGAUAUGGCUGCAAUCAUGCCGUCAGAGUUUUGUUAAAAUGCUUGCAGAUAAGCAGUUCCGGGAAACAGAGGAGAUAAAAGCAAAGGCUCAGGUCUCCCAUGCACAACCAGAUGACCUCAUUGAUUUCUACCAUUUGAAGAGUCGGAAGGGUAUGAGCCAACUUGAAUUGGAAGAUGAAGUUCAAGAUGAUUUAAAACGUGCAACUGGAGAGUUCACCAAAGACGCAGAUGAUGCUAAUAAACUCAAUCGCAUUCUUCAACUCACAGGAUUUAGUGAUCCAGUGUAUGCUGAAGCAUAUGUUACUGUUCACCACUAUGACAUUGUUCUUGAUGUCACUGUCAUUAAUAGAACUAAGGAGACCCUUCAGAAUUUGUGCUUGGAGUUGGCUACCAUGGGUGACCUCAAACUUGUGGAGCGUCCACAGAACUAUACACUAGCUCCAGAGUCAAGCAAACAGAUUAGGGCCAACAUUAAGGUCUCUUCAACUGAAACGGGAGUAAUAUUUGGAAACAUCGUGUAUGAGACUUCAAAUGUGCUUGAGAGAACAGUUGUUGUUCUCAAUGACAUCCAUAUUGACAUCAUGGAUUAUAUCUCUCCCGGAACCUGUGCUGAUGUGGCGUUCAGGACUAUGUGGGCUGAGUUUGAGUGGGAAAACAAGGUACCUCUUAACACCUCCUAA
This is a messenger RNA of Telopea speciosissima, 2828 nucleotides long. RefSeq names its product coatomer subunit beta-1-like. Gene Ontology annotation, biological process: intra-Golgi vesicle-mediated transport; endoplasmic reticulum to Golgi vesicle-mediated transport; intracellular protein transport. The transcript is spliced from 3 exons. The record is from RefSeq and is a predicted model, not a curated record. The coding region runs from base 249 to 2828 and encodes 859 amino acids. Gene Ontology annotation, molecular function: structural molecule activity. Gene Ontology annotation, cellular component: cytoplasm; COPI vesicle coat. NCBI's taxonomy places the organism in Eukaryota, Viridiplantae, Streptophyta, Magnoliopsida, Proteales, Proteaceae.